Molecule: messenger RNA, 3081 nt
Organism: Cetraspora pellucida
Lineage: Eukaryota; Fungi; Glomeromycota; Glomeromycetes; Diversisporales; Gigasporaceae
Source: the annotation of a GenBank genome assembly
AUGUCAAACUACUCAAGGAGAAAACCUGUUCCUGAUCAAGACAAUGGGGAUUCUUCCUUUCCCUUUAAAAAUAAUAAACCCACUGCCGAUUUGAGUUUCAUGAAUCAACCUCCGAGGAUGCCUGCAAAAUCUCCUUUAAGAAAUUCUGGCACUGUGGUUCCAACUAGUGGUGCAACUCAGACCACAAUAAUUCAACCUGUUAUGAGUACAAUGUCAAUAACUAGCACUGUGUCGUCUACAACUCCAACUGUUCGUACACGUCCUUCAGUGGAUACCACCUCGAUCGAUCGCGAUUUACUAUCUCCCGAAAAAAAAGACUAUGAAGAAAGCAUUAGAUCUCUACAAUCAAGGAGACGUGGUUCUGACCAUAGUUAUAAACCAAUAUCUCCAAUAUCUGGUGUUUAUCCUGAUAGCGCGCAUACUACUUCUCCACCACUUUCUCCAAAAAUUAAACCACCGUCUUUAAAUAUUGCUAGUGAUUUACUUACUUCGUCUGAAGCUAUGCUUGCUUCUGCUACUUCUCCAAAGUUUCCACCUGGAACUUCUUUAUUGGAUACUACCGAUGAAAUGUUGAUUCAAUUACUAGUUUCUCAAGCUAUUAUUGACGCGAAAGAUUUUGAUAUUUUAAGUUUAGAAGAAGUUGAAGAAUUAAAAAAGGACCAUUCAUUGUUGACAACGCGUAUUACAGCUUUAACUUCCAAACUCUCCCUUGAAUCAAAAAUUCGAGAAGCUGCUAGCUCACUUGCUCGACUUCAUGCUUCUAACAGAAGAUUAUCACGUCAGGCAACGGAUCAUCUUUCUGCUGCUAAUCGUAAAGUUGACCAAGUUGCUACAGAACUUUGGAAGUUAACUCAACGUGCUGGGGAAGUGCAAAGAAGAUUAUUACAACAUAUGGCUGGAAUUCUUAGUACUGGUAUUUAUAAAUUAGAAGAAAAAUAUACUCAAAAAUUUCAAACAAAUUCUACUCAACUUCAAGAAGGUGGUGAUGGAAUUGAUAACUUAUAUAAUGAAAUAAUGGGUAUAAAUUCUAAUGGUUCAGAUCCUGUAUUAGCUGAAAAAGUGUCUAGUUUAGAAUCAUCACUUCAUAAUGCUCAUCAAACACUUGCGGAAGCUAGAAUGGCUAUUAAACGUAAAGACAAAGAAAUUGAGGAAUUAAAAGCUAAAAUCGAUGAUAGUGCAACUGAAACUAGAGAAAGAACAAUUGCUGAAUUAAGGACUGAAUUAGAAGAGGUUGGAAGUCGAUUGGAUAUCUUGUUGAGAAAACAUAAAGCUAAUAAUGGUAAAAAUAAUACUUCUGAUAAUGAAUAUUCUGAUGAAUCUGAUUCAGGUGCUUCCACUUUUUAUCGUCUCUCUACUAUGACUACUGCUACGCAGCACCUUCAAAAAGAACAAUAUAAGAAUAUAUCUGAGAAUUUAAGUGCUUUAGAAAAAGCUUUAGAAGACUAUGCAUUUCGGGUAUAUAAAUUUGAGCAAGAUUUAAAUUCGGCUAAAAAUAGCACUGAUUAUGAAAAUCCUCAAGGUCAAUUGCAAGAAGCAUUAGAUAAUUUGAAACGCGCCGAAGAAGAAGUUGAGAUAGAACGAAAAAAAGUUAAAAAUAUGGAAAAUGAAAUGUUUGAAUUACAGGCAAAAGCAGAGCAUGUUCAGGACCUUGAAGAUCAAAUUAAGGAGAUGGAACGAAAAAAUCGUGUCAAAGGAUUCGAUGAAACGAGUAAUGAUACGAGUGUUGAAUUGAAAUUAAGAAAGAUGGAAAGGGAAUAUGAUGAAAUAAUGGAAGCUCUAAAAAAAUCAUUUUCAAAUCUACCAUCUGAUAGAUCCGAAAAUAAUAAAACAAGAGUUUCAAAAGAAUCUAUAAUUUCACGUAUUCAAAGAGUUGGUGAUGAGAAUAAAAGACUAAUGGAUCAAAUUUCACACUUGCAAUCACGAAUACAUGAUCAAACCAUGAAAUUAAAAGAUCAUGAUAAUUUAAAACAGGAUCUUGAAGUUACUCGAAUUGAACUUGAAAAUUCAAAAACCAGAAUAAUAGAACUUGAAGAUAGAGCUCAAAACGCAAUAUCUCGAGUUGCUUCUACAAAUGAAAAGCAAUCUGACUUACGUAUUGAGUUGGAAGAGUUACGUGAACGACUAAAUACAAAUCAGGAGAAGGUACGAAAAUAUGAAGCUAUUCUCAAACGUCAGUCCGUUAUUCAGGUUAUUGAUAAUGGUACAUCAAUUAAAGAAGAAUUUCAACAACAAUUGGCUACACAAGAACAAGAAUAUGAAGCACAGAUUAAGGAACGAGAUGCUUUAAUUUCAAAAAUUCGAUCUGAUUUAUCACAUAAUAUUACCGAAAAGGAAAAUUUUGCACAAAUUGUAAAAGAUUUGGAAGAUAUGCUAAAAUCUAAAUCUAGAACAUUGGACCAAAGAGAAGUGACAAUAAGUCGACUAGAAAGUGACAUCGUUCGAUUUAAGUCAGAACUUGCAGAGUUAAAAGCUGCUACUGAUGGUAUGAAUCUCAGUAGAAUUAGUUAUGAUGGAAGUAGUGGCCGCAUUUCAUCCCAGAUUGAUGAAAGACAAGAUGAAUUGAGUCAAUUACGAUCAAUUAAAAUAAAACUUGAGCAGCAAGUAAGGAAACUUAAAGAAGAUUUAGUUACUACACAGAAGAAGUUUUCAGAGCGUGAAGAAGCAUUAGAAAAAAGUUCGGAAAAAAUGCAAAAUGAAUUGGAUGGUAUUUUACGUGAAUUUGAUCGACUGACACGUAAUUUCAUUGAUUUUGAUACCGAAAGACAAAAACUUCAAAAUAAUAUUGAUCAACUACAAUCCAAAUGCGAGGCUUUGGAAAAUGAAUUAGCCGACGAAAAGAUCAAGCGUUUAGGAAUGGAUGGAAAUGAACCACCAACGACGAUAACUUUGCGAAAAGAAUUUAGAAAAAUGAUGGCAGAUUCACGAGAAGAACAUAUAAAAUUAUUACGACGAGAAACGGAAGAAAAGAAAAAAUUGGAGAACACAGUAAGGAAUCUCAAAAGGGAAAAAGAAGCUGUAAGAUGGGAAAAGAUUAACAAAGGAACACAAACAAGAUUUACUGUUAGCGUUGGGUCUGGUUAA